Molecule: messenger RNA, 1935 nt
Organism: Mixia osmundae IAM 14324
Lineage: Eukaryota; Fungi; Basidiomycota; Mixiomycetes; Mixiales; Mixiaceae
Exons: 5
Coding region: 1-1935 (644 amino acids)
Biological process (GO): transmembrane transport; oligopeptide transport
Cellular component (GO): fungal-type vacuole; plasma membrane
Molecular function (GO): tripeptide transmembrane transporter activity; dipeptide transmembrane transporter activity
Source: RefSeq, a predicted model, not a curated record
AUGGACACCGAAAAGCGCAGCAGCUGCGAAAAGCAGGCCUCUACGGCCUCCCAUGAGGGUGUCACGGCAGAUCGACCAGACUCGCAGAACGAGAAGACUCUGCCAAACGAAAAGCAGGGCAUGCAGAAGUCAGGCGACCCCACAAAGCAAGGCUUAGUCAAGCACACGACAGAAGAUGAUCUCGAGCUUCCGAGCGAUGAGGAGCUCAAGACACUGCGACGCGUGCCUGAUAGCCUCACGAUGAGCAUCUUCCUCGUCGUCAUCGUCGAAGGUUGCGAGCGAGCGGCAUACUAUGGUCUCACGGGCAUCUUCUUCGACUAUCUCGCCAACCCGCUCGGUCCCUUGCCAUCCGGUACGGGUGGUGUGGGUAGCGAUCCUGAAGGUCUGUCAGGCGCGUUUGGACUCGGCACUGUGCCUGCGAACGGUCUCGUGCAAUGUCAAAACUUUCUGACUUAUCUCUUCCCUAUUCUUGGGGCCUACAUCGCUGAUACCAAAUGGGGACGCUACAAGACGAUCUGCGUCUUCAGUGCGAUCUACUUUGUCGGUCUGGUCAUCAUCACAGCUACCGCUGUGCCGUCUGCGAUCCGUCAUUCGUCUGCACUCGCAGGCUGGAUCGUCGGCAUGGUCCUCAUGAGCUGUGGCAGUGGUGGCAUCAAAUCCAAUGUGGCACCGCUCGUAGCUGAUCAGAUCACUACGCCUCCUAUGCGGAUCAAGACACUCAAGACAGGCGAAAGGGUCAUCGUCGAUAGAGAUGCAACGAUUGCGCGGGUCUAUGCCGUCUUCUACGCCAGCAUCAAUAUCGGCGGCCUCUUGUCACUUGCGACAGCAGAAAUGGAACGAUACGUCGGCUUUGUCUGGGCGUACCUAGUACCCACUUUGGUAUUCUUGGCUGUUCCUGUCGUGCUCUUCCUCGGUCGCAACAAGUAUAGGGUCGUCGCUCCAGAAGGCUCUGUCCUUCUCGAUGCGUUCAAUGUGAUACGCUAUUCGCUGCGCAGCUUCUGGACUGCGCCUCUAUCGUAUUACCGGAGCAUCAGACGAAAGGAAGAUCCCUACGCAGUCUGUCGCCCGAGCUACUACGAAAAGCAAGGUCAAGAGAAGCCGAGCUGGCUCAAGUGGGACGAUGUAUUCGUUUCAGAAGUGCAGAGGACCGUCACCGCAACAAAUGUGCUCUGGUUCUUUCCCAUCUACUGGCUCUGUUACGGCACAUUGCUCGGACCGCUCAUCUCCCAAGGCAACGAAAUGCAAUUGGGCGGAACGCCUGCAACAUUGUUACCCAACAUCGACUCGAUCGCUCUCAUCGUUUUCAUCCCGAUUGUCGAUAUCUUCCUGUAUCCGUUCCUUCGUCGACGUCAGAUGAUGCCAGGACCCAUUGCCCGUAUUACGCUGGGCUUCUUCCUGGGCUCAGCAUCGAUGAUCUGCGCCUCGGUAACCCAAUACUAUAUCUACAAGAGAUCGCCUUGCGGUACAGACAUCAGCGAUACGGCUGGCUGCUAUGCACCCAUCAAUGUUUGGCAACAAUCGCUGACUUAUACACUUAUUGCGCUUUCUGAAAUCUUUGCGAGUAUCACGGGCCUCGAGUUCUGCUAUCAGCGCGCGCCCCUUCGGAUGAAAUCGCUCGUGCAGGCUUUCUUCCUGCUGAUGACGGCGUUUGGCAACGCGCUCGCUGCUGCCUUGUCACCCGUCACAGGUGAUCCCUACUUCACCUGGCUGUACGGAGGAACCGCUAUUGCAGCCUUUAUCACAGGCGUCAUCUUCUAUGUCCUCUUUCGUCAUCUUGACGUCAAUGACGCAGAGACCAAUGCCAUUGGUCUCGAGCAGGAGCGCGUCGACAAGGCGUUCAUUGCUCAUCCUUCGACACAGGAGGAAGAGGUCCGCAUUGAUGCCAGAGAAGGAGAAGCGACCGCGACAACCCUCGCACUUCUCGGCGGCCGAUAG